AAAAACAUACCCAGCAAAGGUUAUAGAAAGAGAAUUGUGUAGUGCUAGCCGAAGAAAGUAAGAUUUUCUUGUAAAGAAUUCUUUUUUCGUAUUCAUCGCGAGCAAAAUGCCUCUGCCCGGUUGUUUUUCGAAUGCAGUCGAACCGAUGCAGGUGGACGUGCAGCCGGAAGAUAAUGAAAACAAUGAGGAGGAUAUGUACAUAGUGGAAAAUCCAACGAUAGAUCUGGAACAGCUGGCGAACCAGUACACGGGCUUGGCUAAGCUGCACCGGCUCAUCUAUGUAGCGGACCAUUGCCCGUCGCUGCGCCUGGAAGCACUGCGGAUGGCGAUAAACUACGUGACGACCACCUACAAUGUGACCCUGUAUCAGCAUUUGCACAAGAAGCUGGCGGAUAAUGUUAGCAAUCUAUUUCUACCGGAUGUUGCCUCUCAGUCUAGCGGUUCGCAAGAGAUACCUUCCUUCGAUGCGACCUGGGUUGAGUCGAAGAGCAAAAAGUCUGCGCUGAAGCUCGAAAAGUUGGACUGCGAUCUGAAGAACUACAAAGCCAAUUCGAUUAAGGAAAGCAUCCGGAGAGGUCACGAUGAUCUGGGCGAUCACUAUCUAAACUGUGGCGAUCUUUCCAACGCACUCAAGUGCUACUCGCGGGCUCGCGAUUACUGCACCAGCGGUAAGCACGUGGUCAACAUGUGCCUGAACGUCAUCAAAGUGUCCAUCUACCUGCAGAACUGGUCUCACGUGCUAAGCUACGUUUCAAAAGCGGAGGGCACUACCGAGAUCGCGGAAACGUCCAAGGAUAAGGAUCCGAACCAGGUUGUGAUUACACGGCUCAAGUGUGCGGCCGGGUUGGCUGAGCUGGCGUCGCGUAAAUACAAAUCGGCCGCUAAACAUUUCCUUCAGGCCAACUUUGAUCAUUGCGAAUUUCCCGAGAUGAUCUCGACAAACAAUGUGGCAAUGUACGGAGGGUUGUGUGCACUGGCCACCUUCGAUCGGCAGGAGCUGAAACAGGUGAUUGCUAGCAGCUCGUUUAAGCUGUUUCUCGAAUUGGAACCGCAGCUGCGCGAUAUCAUAUUUAAGUUUUACGAAUCCAAGUACGAUUCGUGUCUGAAGCUGCUGGACGAAAUCAAGGACAAUUUGCUACUGGACAUGUACAUUGCACCGCACGUAAACGCACUCUACACGCAGAUCCGUAACCGGGCACUGGUACAGUACUUUAGUCCGUACAUGUCCGCCGACAUGCGCAAGAUGGCGACAGCUUUUAAUCGGUCCGUGGCCGCGCUGGAGAACGAGCUAAUGCAGCUGAUUCUCGAGGGCCAGAUACAGGCCCGUAUCGAUUCGCACAACAAAAUUCUGUACGCGAAGGAUGCUGACCAUCGUAGCGCCACGUUCGAGAAGGCGAUCAACGUCGGCAAAGAGUUUCAGCGGCGCACGCGCAUGUUUAUCCUGCGAGCGGCCAUCCUGCGGCGCCACAUUCACGUGAAGAACCAACCACGGGAAAGCAGUAAUCAUGCAACGGAAAUCUGCGUUCCGGCGAGCGGAUCGUCCAGUGGCAGUUUGGCGCGCAACUGAUUGAAUCUGGCAGAGGAAGAAUUUUUCGUUCGCUUCAAAAGAAAGUCCAAAUAAA
Molecule: messenger RNA, 1622 nt
Organism: Anopheles maculipalpis
Lineage: Eukaryota; Metazoa; Arthropoda; Insecta; Diptera; Culicidae
Gene: CSN1b
Product: COP9 signalosome complex subunit 1b
Exons: 3
Coding region: 107-1567 (486 amino acids)
Cellular component (GO): COP9 signalosome
Source: RefSeq, a predicted model, not a curated record